Colossoma macropomum (tambaqui) is the source of this 2854-nucleotide messenger RNA. It is a transcript of the gene cunh7orf25, whose product is annotated as chromosome unknown C7orf25 homolog. The transcript is spliced from 2 exons. The record is from RefSeq and is a predicted model, not a curated record. NCBI's taxonomy places the organism in Eukaryota, Metazoa, Chordata, Actinopteri, Characiformes, Serrasalmidae. Bases 105 to 1427 code for a protein of 440 amino acids.
AACGGCUCCACCUACACAUAGAACAAGUCUCCUGCCGCUAACUCCGCUGACUCCAGCGCAGGACUGAAGUUGUGGUUGUGACUCUGCUGAAUGAUGCAACAGCUAUGGCAACCAGCCCAAUGCUCCAUGAACGUAUCAAAGCAGCCAAGGAGCUGCUAGAGCGAGUAGAUCUGCUGUGCAGCCGCCAGGCCCGAGAGGUGGAAGGCCGUGCCAAGCUGUGCAGUAAACUUCGUGCUGAGCUCAAGUUCCUAGAGAAAGUGGAAGCAGGGAAGGUUGUGAUUAAAGAGUCUCAUCUGCAGAGCACCAACCUCACCCACCUGAGAGCAAUCGUCGAGUCGGCCGAAAGUCUAGAGAAUGUUGUGAGUGUUUUGCACGUGUUUGCUUAUGAGGGCCCUGAUGGGCAGAAGCAAACGUUGGUGGUGGAUGUGGUGGCCAAUGGUGGACACACGUGGGUCAAAGCCAUUGGACGCAAGGCAGAAGCCUUGCACAACAUCUGGCAGGGCCGAGGCCAGUAUGGGGACAAAAGUGUAAUCCGGCAGGCCGAAGACUUCCUCGAGGCCAGCCGGCAGCAGCCAGUCCAGUACAGCAAUCCUCACAUCAUCUUUGCCUUUUACAAUGGUGUGUCCAGUCCUAUGGCAGACAGGCUCAGAGAGAUGGGAAUCUCUGUAAAGGGUGACAUUGUUGCGGUGAACAGUGUGGUAGGAGUGGGAGAAGAUGACGAGCGAGGAGAGGAGGAUGAGGAAGAUGAAGGUGAGGAUGAUGGUGGUUCUGGGGAAGAGGAAUUGGAGGCAGAGAACGAAGCUGCAGAAGAAGAUGAGGACGAGGACAGCGAUGAUGAAGAUGCAGACAUCAUGCACACUCGUGUGGAUCGGGACACAAUUGUAGCCAGCUUGGCCUUCCCCACUGAAGUGAAGGUGGACGUCUGCAACAGAGCUAACCUGGACAUCACCACGCUCAUCACGUAUGUGUCCUCUCUAAGCCAUGGCAACUGCCACUACACCUUCAGAGAGCAGGUGCUGACGGAGCAGGCUGCUCAGGAGCGCCAGGAGAAGGUCCUGCCCAAGCUUGAAGAGUUCAUGAAAGGCAAGGAGCUGUUCGCCUGUCAUUCUGCGGUUCAUGACUUCCGCGUUAUCUUGGACACGCUAGGUGGACCCGGAGAAAAGGCCCGAGCGGAGGAGCUUCUAGCCAGGCUGACGGUGGUGCCUGACCAGCCUUCAGAACGCACACAGCGACUGGUCACCAGCUCCAAGGUGAACCGCAGGUCGCUCAUGAUCUUUGGGACCGGAGACUCACUGCGAGCCGUCACCAUGACCGCCAACAGCGGGUUUGUGCGCGCAGCUGCUAACCAGGGUGUGCGCUACAGCGUGUUUAUCCAUCAACCCCGCGCUCUGACUGAGGGAAAGGAGUGGAGAGCCACGCCCAUAUGAGCAGAGGAAAUGACAAAGGCAUUGGGACUGUCUACAACAGUGGUCACCAUCCCUGGUCCUGCAGCUCUGCCAUUCUGCUGAGUGUCGUUCCAACCUUGAUUGAAACACCUGCUCUAGCUAAUGACCUUUUAAAGAAGUUCUUGAUUGGCUGGAUCAGAUGCAUCAAUGUUAGGUGAGGGGGGAGGCAGGGCAGCAUGUUGGACGCAAGUUGGAAACAAAACUCUGCAGGAAAGUGGAGGGUUGGUGACCACUGGUUUAAAACGAUGGUUCCCAAUAGUGGCCCUGGAGAACCCCUUUCACAAAGCAGUGUAUUUCAGUCAGCUGGAUGCCAUAAACCAAACGUUGAAGGUUGUUCGAUCAGAAUGUUCCUGGCCUCUGCUUCUAUUGGUCAGGCUUGACUUUUAGCUGUCGGUUGAUUACAGCAGACAGUUUCUCUGUAUGUUUUGAGCCCAUUGACUCAAAACAUGUUUAUAAUAGAUUCCCAUAUGAAGGUGUUUUAUAUUUUCUGUUCUUUUACUGAGUAAAAGGAACCCAUCAAAAUGGUAAUUUCCUUUGUUAAAGAUGUUGCAAACAGAGAGAACAAAAAUUAAAAUGCAGAACUGAGAAAUUCUGUGAAAUACCUUCCUGCCUUGCAUAUAUUCCCUGUGCUAACAUACCCACUUCAACCCAUAAAAGGUUUGUAAAUGAGCCGAUUAGUUGAAUCAGGGGGGUAUUUUACAAAGCAAGAUUUUUUUUAGUUACCCUGAUCGGACAAAAAGCAAGCUUGUCUAAUAGGAGAACAGCAAAGAAACAUUCUUAUUGGACAAUUCUCAACUUUUGACCUAAGUUAUCUGGCUUACUGGCUUUGUGAAACCCGUAGGUGUCUUGGAAGUAGGAAAAACACCUAAAUAUGCAGAGCAGGGGUUCUCCAGGACCAAGGUCUGGACCCACUGGUAUAGAACCAAGCAUAAUAACGUGCAAUGGCACUUUAAAUGCAGAAAAUGCAACGCCCCAUUAUAUUCUAAGCUUAAAGCAAAUCACUUGGCAGAGGCACUAUCUUACAGCUGUACAUGAUUCAUACAGCUGGCUGCUAAUGUAGACAGCGUGAGCUGCGUUUUGGUUAAACCCCCUACAGUAUGUAAUCUUUCUUUGUAUGAGCUCAGUGCCUCAACUCUGGCCAGCACAGAUGUCAAUAUGCACCAAAUGUCAUAUAUAUGUCAAUGUAUUGUGUCAAACAGAACCACAGAUACUGUACACUUUCUUUGUAUCCCGUGGCUACCUGUUAUCAACAAAACCUCAUUUAAUUUUUUCUUUUUUUUUUCAGUUUUGUUUGUCCUACCAGUAUGCUUGGACAUGGAGGAUUUGAGUCACUAUGUGUACUGUUGGACCUUUUUCUUAUGUACAAGGAAAGCAAAGUUAAAUAAACAUCCAAAAAAUGUCUACUAUGA